Letharia columbiana is the source of this 4104-nucleotide messenger RNA. RefSeq lists its product as uncharacterized. The record is from RefSeq and is a predicted model, not a curated record. Bases 1 to 4104 code for a protein of 1367 amino acids. The transcript is spliced from 3 exons. Gene Ontology annotation, molecular function: DNA binding; protein binding. Lineage: Eukaryota; Fungi; Ascomycota; Lecanoromycetes; Lecanorales; Parmeliaceae.
AUGGAGAACGUACUUGAUUACCAUAAAAUUGCCAUCGCCAUCUACGCUCCCGUUUGCGUGGCAAUUCGCAUCGGGCUGCCGAAUGAACAAAGAUCUUGGAGUACAUGCAAGAUGUCGGCAGAAUAUGAUGUACAUGCGGAGACGGAAAGCGAGGAUGGAGGAGUACCGUUGGCGAAGGUAAAGUCUGAUGAAAUAGAUAUAGACACUGGAUCGGACACGACGCCUACCUCGCAAGUAUCCGGUGGAUCUUCUUCCUCGUCAACGAAUGCAUGGGGCGAGACGCUCCCUUUGUCCUUCGGUGAACUCACCGAGCAUGAGGAUCACACCGCCGAAUAUCAACAUACUCCAGCUUCCUUGAAUGGCAUCUUCCAUGGCUCGGUGACUCCGCCUUUCAGUGUACCACAAGCUGCUUCGAGCACGACAUCGCCUCCGAUCUCCGAGGCACCACACAACCUUGAGACUAGCUUCACCGUCGUCGAUGCGGGGUCUAGCGCACUAGACACAGUCCAGUAUCUUCAUUCGACCAAUGGAGAUUCGCAUGAAGAAUGGGCGGAUCAACCAAAUUGGUCGGCGUUCGACUUCUUACUGUCCAAUGAAAUGCAACCACCCGACCCGUUAUCAACACACAUUUGGUCUGCACCUCUUCCAGCAUCUACCGAUCCUCUGCCCGCAGGCGCGGACGACGUCACCCCGAUAGAGCAUUCAGAGCCACCAGCGGGUACAUCUGAGGAUGAGACAGCACAGGGCGCCAAUCAAAAUUUCACAGGAGAUCAUCCCAUCUCAGCUGGAAUGGAUCAUACUGAUGGCUCGGACGAGGACUGGCUGGAGCUCUCCGAGGACCCGUACAACAUUUUCGACUCUGAUAUCGCUCAAGUAAACAGUACAUUACACACAUUGAGCCAGGCAAGCAAUAUGGUCUCUUACUAUGAUAAUGACGAUCUUGAAGAUAACAGCAAUUUCUUUUCGGUGCCGUUCUUCUUAUAUUAUUGGAAGCAGAUGUACAUGAACAGGAAGCCUGAUUACCCACCCAUAAGCCAGCUCGCAAAUGACCGUGCAAAGGUACGCCGACCUGACAAGACCACCGCUAACGACCGAGAACAAGGCGACUAUCAAGGCAUACAUUGGUCCAGAUAUCAGACAACCAAGCAAGAAGCUCGAGAAGUGCGAAGGAUGACCUACAGGAAUUUGAGAAACAUCGGCCCCCCUGAACAAAACUUUGCUACCAAAGCGUUCAAAGCAAAUUUUCCUGGUGCGGUCAUUCCUAGUUCAGCUUGCUACUUUGAUUUCAACCAAAUGGACAUGAAGAGGAGACCAGACUUCUCCCAUUUUCAACUCCGGCACAACCUGUCUGCUACCUCGAAGAAUGCCGUUUUCUACACCAAUAUGCCUCCACACCAUGAUGCCGUUUCGGUCUGGGAUGUCCGGAAAUCACAACAUAAGACAAUUUCGUGUUUCAAUCCAGAGACUGGGACAGAAGAAUGUGUCAUGGACGUCAAGAAGAGAUACAACAAGGAUGAUCCGAAGAUCAGCAAGAUUCACACUCUGACAGCUGGAAAUGGGGUGCUGGUAGCUGGAAGCUUCGAAGGAACCUAUGCCAUGAAGUCUCUAUCAGCCGAUUUCGAAAGCGCACCCGUCACUGGCACAAUUGCUACUGGUGGCGAUGUGAGCACGAACCACGUUCAUACUCAUCUCGACCGUCAAAGUGGACUGCCUCGAGUGGUAUUUGAUUCUAACGACAUGAGUGUAAGAAUCCUGGACUGUACUACAAGCAAUUGGGUCACAUGCCACACGUACCCCUAUCAAGUCAAUUGCUCAGUCACAAGCCCUGACGGACGUCUAAGGCUGCUCAACGGUGACGACUGCAUGCCCAUCAUUGCGAAUGCAGAGACUGGGGAGACGCUCGCCAAGCUACCAGGUCACAAUGAUUUUGGCUUUGCAUGUGAUUGGGCAGCAGAUGGUAUCACAAUGGCAACAGGUCAUCAAGACGGCCUAGUGAAGGUUUGGGAUGCUCGCAAAUUAAAUCAAUCCAUCCAAACGAUAGCCAUGGAACAGGCGGGCUGUCGGUCCUUGCAGUUCUCGCCACUUGGAAGCGGCAAGCGCGUGCUUGUGCUGGCUGAACCCGCUGACUUUGUUCACAUUGUUGACGCUCAGACUUUCAAAAGCAAGCAGACCGUUGAAUUCUUCGGUGAAAUCUCUGGGAUCUCCAUGCCACCGGAUGGAUCGAAGUUGUACAUUGCCAACGCUGAUGCCAAGUAUGGUGGGCUUAUGGAGUUUGAAAGGUCCUGGGACAGCAGAGAAUACAAGAGACGGCCAUUCCGAGUGCCAGACCUUGAGGAUGAGCACGAGGAGAUGGUAGACUGCAUCGUGGAUGGGGUGCCGCCAGCGCAACGGUUCCCCAAACUUGGAGACCAGCUCUACCAGCAUGUGGAAGCAGUCAUGCAUGGACAGGGCUUGCCUUUCGUUGCUCAACCGAUGAUUGAGGACACCAUGAUUGAUUGCCAACGCCUGUUCUUCAGAUGCUUAAACAUGGGUGGCGGUCAAAGAGUGACGGCAUCAGGAGAAUGGUCGACGGUUGCGCGGACGUUGGGCAUUCCCUGGGAAGAAGCUGUGUCUUUCGGGCACCAGCUCUAUGAAUAUUGGCAAGAUAAUCUUGCGCCAUAUGAAACGUCCCUGCCCUUUGCGCCCAUGAUGCAGGAAUGGCAGCGAGCCACUGGAAGGGAAGUCAGGGGAUGGGUCGCGAGCCAGGGAGUACGUGGAAGUGAAGGCCUGAAACAGCAAAAGUUUUUGCAUUGUGGCGAAGAGCGCCAGUAUCGCAGAGAUUACGAUGAUCCUAGAAGAAAAGACUUCAAGAUCGGUAGGAAGAGUGAGAAUCGGGACUGGCUGUCCGAGUCGGAUAUAGAGGAUGAUGCUCGGGUGAUGUUUCCUCAGGGGCAGCGUGGGCGUCAAUGGGCGUCGAGGCCUGAGGUUGAUGAUGAUUCCCCCACCCGUACACUCACACCCCCUCCUUCCCCGACUCCACCUCCCACAAUGUCCUACAACGACGACUACAACGACCAAGGCGGCGGCGGUGGCCGUGACGAGUACGGCAACCAAGGCGGUGCCGGCUACGGAGGCGGCGGCGGGCGUGACGACUACGGCGGGCAGCAGCAGGGCGGAGGAGGAGGCGGCUACGGUGGUGGAGGAGGAGGAGGAGGAGGAGGAGGAGGCAUGGGUGAAGAAGGCCGCGGGGGGCAUCACACGCAACAUCGUAGGGAGGAAGGGGAGGGGUACGGUGGCGGUGGUGGAGACGGAUAUGGUGGGCAGGGAGGUGGGAUGGGUGGAAGAGAUGGGUAUGGUGGGCAGGGAGGCGGGAUGGGCGGGAGAGAUGGGUAUGGUGGGCAGGGAGGCAUGGGAGGAGGACGUCAGGAGCAAGGAUACGGCGGCGGAGGCUACGGCGACCAAGCCUCCGGCCGCCUCCCCGGCGCCGGCGGCGACGGCCAGGGAUACCCGGGCGCCCAAACCUCGUACGGCGGCGGCGACGAGGGCCAGUUCGGCGGCGCCAUGGCGCACGCGCAGCUGCACGCCGGCGGCUCCGGCGACCCGGCCCUGUUCCAGAACGCCGUGGGCCAUCUGCAGAGCAAUCACCAGUCGUACGGCGGACAGGGCGUCGACGAGGGCGCGGCGGUCGGUGCGCAUCAGGCCAUGUACGGCGGCGGGGGCGGCGGGCAGCAGCAAGGCGGGGCGGGGCAUAGCAGCCAGACGGUCGGGGCGGGGGCGGCGAUGCAGGCGUUGAAGAUGUUCACGGGCGGCGGUGGUGGUGGAGGAGGAGGAGGAGGUAUGAUGGGCGGGGGCGGUGGUGGCGGUGGUGGCGGUGCGGGCAUGGGGGCCGGUAGCCAGGGGCAGGGCGGGGGCGGGGGCCAGAACCAGUUCGUCGGCAUGGCCAUGGCGCAGGCGAGUAAGCUCUUCGAUCAGCAGUCCGGCCAGGGCAACCUGCAGCAGGGCGCCAGCAAGCAGAGCGCCGUCACCCAGGCGGGCGAGAUGGCGUUGAAGAUGUACAUGGGCGGCGGUGGGGGCGGGGGCGGGGGCAUGGGUGGCUUGAUGGGCAUGGCGAGUAAAUUCCUGUGA